UGUGUUUUUAUAGACUUGACCACCGCAGCCGUCGUUGCGCCCGUACAACACGACGAUUAUGUCGAAGAAGAGCAAGAAACUCAGGUCUCGAAAAGCAUCUGAGAAAAGUGCUGACUUAGAGAGUCCGAAUGAAGAACAGCCAACGCUCUGUAGGCAUAUAACCGGAGCAACAAAUGGCAAUCAAGUAAGAAAGGCGUUGGAUAGCGCCUCAAAGAAUGGGGCGCACGAUUGGCGGCGAUGCAACGUUUGUCAGAGAUCGAGGGAUGCGAGUAAAGAAGGAAGCGAAUCGGAGAAAACGUAUGGCAUUUGCCUGCAGUGUGGCGCUGUGAAUUGUUGGAAUCCGGAGAUGAAUGAUAAUCAUUGCAGCGAUCAUUUUAAAACUCCUAGAUCUAGUGUGCAUUCAUUGGUCCUGCUCACUUCAGACUGGACUGUUUGCUGCUUUACCUGUAAUUUUACAAUGACGCCUCCUGUAUCGAAGCGGCUGUUGGAAGUCGUUGGAAUGGUCAGAAAACAUGUGGAUAAACUGGGCACGAUCUCACAGAAUGUUGUUGAUAACCAGCCACUCUCUUUAGGUUUUUCAAGGAACGAAACGACCCCUGCUAUCGAAACUGAAAAUUCCAAGUUCGCUCCCAGAGGAAAAUCUUCAAUUCAGUCAGAUAUGCCUUCUAUACGUGGAUUGACGAAUAAUGGCAACACGUGUUUUUUCAAUUCAUCUCUCCAGUCUUUGAGUCAGUGUCACUAUCUUACGCAAAUUCUUGAAGCACAUUCUCAAAGCCAGGAAAAUUUUCGAAUUCCAGCGCCUGCCCCAAGGCGUUCCAUAUGCGACAAUGAGAAUAUGUCAUUUGAAGACCUGGAAAUACAGUUGUGUCAAUCGGAGCCACUUGUGCAAGAUGCUGUGUCGCAUUUCAGGCUCAUGGUAGCUUCGUCUGCGCUUCGUGGUCCAGUCAAUCCUGGUUCUCUCUUCACCAAACUAUGCAAAAGAGCAGUUCAAUUCGAAGGGGGAGAGCAACAUGAUGCGCAAGAGCUUCUGCGACAUUUUCUUGAACAAAUCCGCCAAGAUGAAGUGAAGCGUUAUCGGAUAGGCAUUUUAAAUGCCUUUCAACUCUCAAGUAAAACAACUCCAAAUGAAGUGGAUGAGCGGACACACGCCAAAGUGAAGCGUUAUGGACGACGUGCCGGUCAGAACACUGUCGUCGAUUGGGUUUUCUGUGGUCAGUUCAUCAACACAAUAGUGUGUGAAGAAUGUUAUCAUUAUUCACAAAGGAUAGAAAGUUUCCUCGACAUUUCGCUUCCAAUCUUGGACGAAAAGGUUCUCCGCCAUGGUACAAAGCAUGAAGAUGAGGGAGAGCCCAGUGAUUUGUUGCAGUCAAAGAAAAAAAAGCUGGAAAAACUUGGGCGGAAACCGAAAGGACGUGCUAAAGAAUUACUGAAGAAAGAGCAACGCCGCCAAUCAGCCCAACAGAAGAGCGUUGCAUCCGAGUGUUCCAAGAAUGAUGAGCCGGGAACCGCAGAGGACGUUAAGCCUGCUUCUGCUUUACUCCCGGAACAUGAAACUCCGGACUCCAUCAGUGCAUCCGCUGAUGAAGCAGACGAAGAAAGUUUCAACGGUGGUGAUGGUGAUGUUGAAGAUAAUCUGGAUACUUAUGGUUCCCGGGGAUGUUCUUCUCCACGAGGGAUUUCCGCUGAUGCCGUGUCGGUGAAUUCAGAACAUUCGGCCUCUUCGUGCGAUUCCGGGGUAGAACCCUCAGGAAAAGUUCCUCCACCGCCGGAGGAGCCAGAACAAACCUGCCAAACAAUUAAUGAUAGUGGAUGGACCAGCAUGGACAACGGAAAUGUGGAUACUUCACCGAUAACGAAGAGCAGAUGUAGUGUGGACGAUGAUGUCAACCACACCAUCUCCGAAAUGGCGGCGUUAUCUUUGGAGACGGAGAAAAUAUCUGAAGACAUGAUCUUGAAGCGGUGGGCAACACUUUGUCAAGAUCGCAGUGGAGUUAAACGAACCCGGCAAGGGAAUUCUAGUGUGAAUGUUGAUAUGCUGUUGACGCAUUUCACAAGCCCUGAAAUUUUAUCAGGCUGCAACAAGUUCGCUUGUGACAAAUGCAAUGAUGUUUCGAACGACGUUCAUCCUUCGUCGGACUCAGAUGAGGAAAAGAUGAAGUCGAAGGCAGAAAAAAAGAAAAAGCUUCAUCUUUCGAAUGCUAGUCGGCAAGCUUUGAUACUGAUGCCGCCAGCAGUUUUAACGCUGCAUUUCAAACGGUUUGAGCAAACCAGUUCAUUCACAUUACGAAAAGUGAAUAAGCAAGUGGAAUUUCCUUUCGUUCUGGAUCUCACCCCAUAUGUGGCCAAGCCUGCCCGUGUGCUCGCCCCAGAAGGAAACAGUUUAAUCCUCUACUCCUUGUUCGCCGUUGUGGAACAUUCGGGCUCGCUUCGAGGCGGCCAUUAUACCGCUUACGUGAAAGUUAGAAAGCCACAAGCGAUCGAGGAAGUGAGAAAAAUGCUCAACGUUGACCUGGACGGAGACGUCGACUCUUACUUCCAGAAAUUUCUGACGUGCUGGAGGGAAACGAAUGAAAAAAGCCCCAGCUUUUUCGAUGAGACCUUCGCGACGGAUGUUGUGGCGCAACAUGAGAAGGAAGUGCCUGGAGUGUGGUACCACGCGUCGGAUACCCACACGGCCAAAGUGAGCGCCGACAGGGUUGCCAAGGCUCAGGCGUAUUUGCUAUUCUACGAAAGAGUGCUGUGAGGUUGAAACAACUGUAAUUAAAUUUGCGCGACGAGGUGUGGGGAACGACCGCCCGAGUUCUGAGGGGGUUCCUGGUGCUAAAUCAGGAAGAUGUGCAAGAAAAAGAGAUGAAAGCCGGUCGUGGAUUGUCUUCUCAAAUUGACGCGGGAAUGGAACGUCAGACGUUGUUCCUGAGAAAAACCCGGAAAUGCAACGAUCUGCCAGAUUAA
Messenger RNA from Notodromas monacha, 2952 nucleotides. Lineage: Eukaryota; Metazoa; Arthropoda; Ostracoda; Podocopida; Cyprididae. The record is from the annotation of a GenBank genome assembly.